Molecule: messenger RNA, 1482 nt
Organism: Scheffersomyces amazonensis
Lineage: Eukaryota; Fungi; Ascomycota; Pichiomycetes; Serinales; Debaryomycetaceae
Exons: 1
Coding region: 83-1291 (402 amino acids)
Biological process (GO): CENP-A containing chromatin assembly; DNA replication-dependent chromatin assembly
Cellular component (GO): nucleoplasm
Molecular function (GO): histone binding
Source: RefSeq, a predicted model, not a curated record
GGAAAAUUAGGUGGAGAAGAUAUAAGAGCUAAUUUGAAUAAUUUAUAGAGAAAGUUGACUAUAUAAUAAUAAUAUUAUCGAAAUGUCGUAUAGUGAAGAGAUAUCCAAGGUUAUAGCUGAAGGAUCCAGAUUGUAUUCUUCUAAGAAUUAUGAUUCUGCCAGUGAAAAAUAUGGGGAAGCAUGUGAGAAGUAUAGUGAACAAAAUGGUAAAGAAGAUGCUAAUCUUUUAUUACUUUAUGGUAAAGCUCUUUUUCAAAGUGCGGUAUCUAAGUCAGAAGUAUUUGGUGGUAAUCCAGGUGCGACUACUAAUGAAGAAGGCGAUAAUGGAGAAGACAAUGGGAAAAAAGAUGAGGAAGAUGAUGGAGAGGAAGAUGGAAAGUUUCAAUUCUAUGAUGCAGCUCCAUUAGCAGAAGAAGAAGUUGAAGGCGAAGCUGAAGGUGAAGGACCAGUUCCCGCAGAAGAAGAUGAUGAUGAGGAUGAAGAAGAUGAAGAAGAAAAAGAAGCUUUAACAACAAAUGGAAAUGGUCAAGAAGAAGAAGGUGAUGGACAAGAUCAAAGUGAUUUCGAAGUCGCAUGGGAAAUCUUGGAUUUAGCUCGUUCAUUAUUUGAAGAACAACUUGAAGAAUUGGGUGAUAAGAAACUCAAACCACCAUAUCUUCAAUCUGAUAAGGAAGAAACAAGCAACGAAUUUAUAAUUAUUACAAAGAAAUUAUCUGAAACUUACGAUUUGUUAGGAGAAGUAUCAUUGGAAGCGGAGAAUUUUCCACAAUCUGCUAUUGAUUUAGAAAAUUGCUUAAAUCUUCGACUUAAACUUUACAAUCCAAUCAAUUCUGCUUUGAUUUCUGAAUCUCAUUAUAAAUUAUCAUUGGCAUUGGAAUUUUGUGUUGAAGAUCCAAAACUGAAGGGUAAAGCCGUUGAGCAAAUGAAAUUAGCUAUUGAAUCUGUAAAAAGAAGGAACGAGAAUGAGACUGAUGAAGAUAAGAGGAAAGAUAAUGAAGAAUUAUUGAAUGAUUUGAAGUUACGAUAUCAAGAAUUACAAAGAGAUGAGACAGAAGCAUUUAAAGCUGAACAAGUUGAUAUAAUAAAGGGUAUAUUGGGAGAAGCUACGAGUGAUAAUGGAUCUAGUUCCACCCCUUCUGCUAAUUCAUCUGCUGCGGUUAUAAAUACUUUAACUGGAGUAAAGAAGAAGACGCCUGCAUCUGCAGUUCCAGUUAAUGAUUUAACAUCCAUAACUAAGAAAAGAAAGCCUACAGAUAAGACCGCCGGGAUAAACAAGAAGUCCAAACAAUAGCGGCGUAGCGAUUAAUAGAUAGAUUAUCUGGACUUAAAAACUCGGAGUAAGGUGAGGGUUAGGACUAGGAAACUUCCAACAGCAAAGCUGCAAUAUCUAAUAGUUAAUGUAUAAUUUAGAUUUAGUAUUUAGACUUUGUAGGAUUCGACUUUCAAAGUAAAUAUUUUAUAAUCAUCAUAUUAAGUAUUUUG